Komagataella phaffii GS115 is the source of this 195-nucleotide messenger RNA. RefSeq lists its product as hypothetical. The transcript has a single exon. NCBI's taxonomy places the organism in Eukaryota, Fungi, Ascomycota, Pichiomycetes, Pichiales, Pichiaceae. The record is from RefSeq and is a predicted model, not a curated record. Bases 1 to 195 code for a protein of 64 amino acids. Gene Ontology annotation, biological process: protein targeting; post-translational protein targeting to membrane, translocation. Gene Ontology annotation, molecular function: transmembrane protein transporter activity. Gene Ontology annotation, cellular component: membrane; Ssh1 translocon complex.
AUGUCCCAAAAAGUCACCGACGUCCCUCUGGAAUUUGUUAAGGAAGGUUCCAAAUUCAUCUCUAAAUGUACUAAACCCUCUCAGAAGGAGUACUUAAAGAUAGUAAGAGCUGUUGGAGUUGGGUUUUUAAUGAUGGGCGUGGUUGGUUACGUUGUCAAGCUCAUUCAUAUUCCAAUCAGAUAUUUGAUUGUUUAA